ACUCUUCCCACCUGCUAAUAUUUACUUCACUCUCUGCUUAUAUUCCCUACAAUCUCCUCACUUCACACCACUUCAAAAUCUCAUCACUUCACUUCUCUUCUCUCAUUCUUCUAAGCAUCUAGAAAAAAUGGAGAGGAAAAUAACCAAUGCUUCCUUUUCCAUUUUCACAGUGCUUAUUGCACUUCUUUCUCAGCACCUUGUGAUUCCUGUAAUCUCCUCCACUCUUGAAGAUCAGAAGAACUACUACAUACCAGAUCCACAUUUAAGAAACCCUCCUACAAGUUUCUCUGAUUCUCUAUGCCCACAUGGGAGUAGUUCUCCUCCAUUUCAUAGCUCACCACCUUCUCAUGGAAGCUCACCAUCUUCACAUGGAAGCUCAUCAUCACCACCUUCACAUGGAGGUUAUUAUACUCCAACUCCACCCUCAGUUGGCUGUGUAUCAUCACCACCACAUGAUCCUUCAACUCCAACAACACCUUCAACACCUUCAACACCAUCAAACCCUCCAUCAAGUGGUGGAUACUAUACCUCACCACCCUCAACUCCAGUUGAUCCACCAAUCACUUUGACACCACCAUCUCCAUCCACACCAAUUGACCCUGGCACUCCUCCUUUCCUACCUUCCCCAUCUCCCUUAACUGGCACAUGCAACUACUGGAGGAACCAUCCAGCAAUAAUAUGGGGAAUUCUAGGUUGGUGGGGAACAUUGGGAAAUGCAUUUGGUGUGACAAGUGUUCCUGGGUUUAGUCCUGGUCUAACCUUACCACAAGCACUUUCCAACACAAGAACUGAUGGGUUAGGAGCACUCUACAGAGAAGGAACUGCUUCCUUUCUCAACUCAUUGGUCAACCACAAGUUCCCUUACACAACUGAUCAAGUUAGGGACAGGUUUUCUGCCUCACUUCACUCCAACAAAGCUGCUGCAACUCAAGCUCAUCUUUUCAAGAUGGCAAAUGAAGGAAAAAUGAAGCCUAGAUCACCAUGAAUUUGAUUAUAAUAUCAUAACCCUAAUUAAUUAGUUUGCUUGUUUGAUUUGGUGUGUUAAUUUUAUUAGUAGGGUUUUUGUUAGUUUGUGUUAUUUUAUUUAAGACACUUAUAUGUGUUGAUUUAUUAUGUUGAGAUGGUUAUCAUGUUUCUUAACAAUUUCAUUUAAUGCAAGGUUUAUGGUUUUACUA
Molecule: messenger RNA, 1175 nt
Organism: Lathyrus oleraceus (garden pea)
Lineage: Eukaryota; Viridiplantae; Streptophyta; Magnoliopsida; Fabales; Fabaceae
Product: protodermal factor 1
Exons: 3
Coding region: 128-985 (285 amino acids)
Source: RefSeq, a predicted model, not a curated record